Messenger RNA from Trichogramma pretiosum, 2199 nucleotides. RefSeq names its product regulator of nonsense transcripts 3A (gene Upf3). The record is from RefSeq and is a predicted model, not a curated record. Gene Ontology annotation, molecular function: mRNA binding. The transcript is spliced from 6 exons. Lineage: Eukaryota; Metazoa; Arthropoda; Insecta; Hymenoptera; Trichogrammatidae. Gene Ontology annotation, cellular component: cytoplasm; nucleolus. Bases 279 to 2006 code for a protein of 575 amino acids. Gene Ontology annotation, biological process: positive regulation of translation; nuclear-transcribed mRNA catabolic process, nonsense-mediated decay.
GUCUAUUCGAAAUAGAUAGAUUUAUCAAAGUUCAAUGAUCAAUGAAGAAACUAUCGACCUCGAGCUGGUAAUGGUUUUGAACUACGCGAAAUACUCGAUUAAUAAGAUCAAAAGUUAAAACGGAGUGUCAUUGGAACUGCUGACGUUUUGUCGGCCUGUGUAUAAAGUCGAUACUAUUCAAUCUGUGCUACCGGCGUGUCCUAACCUCAAUUCAUCCUCCAAAACAAACCGAGUGUUGGCUAUAUCAUUUGUGUUAAAUAAUAGUAAAAUUCAAUAAAAUGACCAAGGACGAGGUGAAAGAAAAAUUUGCCUCCCACGAGGUCGAAAAUGAGAGGCGUUCUGUCAGUGAUGCUAGUUCGGAACCAGUGAAACAUAGAGAUAAAAAGGAUAAACAGAAUAAGCCAAUGACAAAAGUUGUUAUAAGGAAACUUCCACCAUCGAUGACAGAAGAAGAAUUUAAAGAACAGAUAUCACCCAUUGCAGAAAAUGAUUAUUUCUCUUACGAAAAACCUGAUAAAACUUUGGGUCACACAUAUCAGUUUUGUAGGGCGUACAUCAAUUUCAUCAAUCCACAAGAUGUUUUUGACUUCAAAGAUAAGUUUGACGAUUAUGUAUUUGUGGAUUCAAGAGGCGUCGAGUAUCCUGCAGUUGUAGAAUUUGCUCCAAGUCAAAAAAUACCAAAGUACCGUGUAUUGCAAAAAAAUAAAGAUGUUGUUUCACAGAUAGGUACAAUAGAGCUAGAUCUGGAUUAUAUAAAUUAUGUGGAGAACUUGCAAAGUCAAAAUAUUCAAAAUGAAAAACCUGCAAAAAAAGCAGAAUACUCGUAUCAAGUUCCUAGUGUGGAGUCCAAAAAUAAAAUCAUCACUCCUCUUGUGGGAUAUGUUAGGCAAAUGAAUCUUGAAAAACAAAUGAAAAAAGAAGACAAAAAAAGACGAGAUAUUGAACGCAAAAAAGUUGAUCUAGAACGUAAAAAGGAAACAGAAAAAAUGCACUCUACAGACACAAAUAAUUAUCGUACAAUAUUAGUUCAAGAUUCAUUAGCCCAAAAUUCUUUGCAAAAGGAUGAAACGAAAAAGAAUACAGAAUCUAAACAUGAAAAGGAAAAAACUUAUCAAAAAGACACCAAAGGUAAAUCGAAAAAAGAAGAUAGGCCAAAUAAAAGUAACAAAGACAAAGAUGUUAAAAACACGUCAAAACAACAAAAAAUUCGAGAGGACAGAGCAAAAAAAACUGAGGUACCCAAAGAACAAAAUGAACCUACUGAACGGAAAACAGAAGAAAAACGUGGUAAAAGCUACUUGAGAAUGAGGCAAGAAAAAAUGAAGUUGGCUGAAAAAAAGAACGCAAAUGAAUCUACUUCAAAAGCUGCGGAAAAAAUUACGGCGGAUGAAAAGAAAACAACUGAUGUGGAAAGCUCGAGUAUUUCAAGUGAGGAGCAGACAAAAAAAAUUCUGAAGCGACCAAAUGUUCAGGAUAAAAAUUUGGAAACAACAGAUGAUUCUGCCUGCAAUAAAAUAAAACAAUCUAUGAGCGAUAGUGAUAAAGACGAAAAAGCAAUAGAAAAUGCUAGUCAUAGAAUAUCUAAGAGGCGUAGUUCACUGGAAAGUGGUGGAGAUUCAUGUUCGAGCCUUAAAUCUAGUAGUAGUGGCAAUGCAAAAGAUAAUAACUCAGAAGAUAGGUUGAGAAGGCACAAAUCACUGGACGGUUCUAACAAAGGAAAUUUACAAAAAACAGAAGUCGAAGGGGAUGGAGAUAAAGAGAAGAAAGAUCCGCGUUUAGAACGACGAAUUCGCAAUAAAGAUCGUCCAGCUAUGGAAAUAUAUCGUCCCGGCAUGGGUAAAUUUAGCAAACAGCGCAUAGAGCGGGAAAAAGGUGAAGAACGAGUGACGCCGUCACAGAGUCCAACUCCCACGUCGUCGAGCUCCUCUAGCGGCUUCAAAUCGAAUAGAUCUAACAGCGUCGAAGUUCGCUCGAUGACUUUCAAAAGGAGUGUACAUCGAGAGUGAAUUAGUAAGUUAAAGUUAAUUAAUAUCGACAUUAAGAAAAUGUUGUUAGAAAGUAAGAAAGUUUUUAUAAGCUUUAUCAAACUGUAAUUCGAUUUUAUACGGUACAUAAACGAUGUCAAUAACGCCUAGAUAUAAUUAUAAUUGGAAAAGUUACGAUGUAAAUGUGAUGAAUAAAUUUAAAAAUGCACGACUA